AUGGCAAGCCCACUCGGUAUUCCACUCCCUCCUUCGGAAUGGAAACGGCAAAACCCACCUAAAGGACCAAACUUUGAUUGGGAGAUGUACCGUUAUGUUCCUUCUCUAGCUGGAGCCAUCGUAUGCCUCGUUGUCUUUCUCGUAAUGGCUUUUCUGCACUUGUAUCAGUACCUCAGGUCUAGGAAUAGGAUCAUCAUCUUCGUGGUUAUCGGCGCGCUCUGCGAGGUGGGUGGCUAUGGCGCGCGUAUCGCAUCGCACUUCGACAACGAUGCCUGGCCCCAGUACAUCACCCAAGGUGUACUGACACUCGUCGGUCCUCUAUGGUUUGCUGCAACCAUAUACAUGAUGCUUGGCCGUACGAUCAGACUUGCUGGUGGAGAAGAUGUGAGUCUGAUCCCAGCGAGGUGGUACACAAGGAUCUUCGUCACCGCGGACGUCACGACCUUGAUCAUUCAGGGCCUAGGUACGUCCAUCAUGGGUACGAUGCAACUCGCCCUCGCCCUCGCUGGAGAAAAAAUCGUAAUUGCCGGUCUCGCACUCCAAGUCGCUACCUUUGUUGUCUUCCUCAUCGCCUCAUUCGAUUUCCAAAUCCGUAUGAACAAGAAAGCCGAUCAUGCAUCUGCAGACUGGAAGAAGAUGCUUUACAUACUUUAUAGUGUCAGCGCAUUGAUUCUCUUCCGCUGUACAUUCAGACUCAUCGAGUAUGCGAUGGGUAACGCUGCUUACUUGAUCGCUCACGAGUGGACGCUGUAUUGCUUCGACGCUGUGCCAAUGGUCCUAGUCCUGGUGAUGCUGCUGGUUUUGCAGCCAAGUCGAUAUGUUGAAGGGAACCUGAGGAUGGCACAAGCGGACAGCGAUGGUGAGACGGCUGUCAUAGAGAGAAAAUGAGGGUUCUUCAGUGUGCUUGAUCUGUAGUUUUAGCGUGCGUUGAGCGGCUGUCCUGUACUUCUUUAUAUAUCCCAAUCUCCAAUAUGAUUUCCAUGUUAAUUCCUUCAAUCAGCAUGUGAUAUGGUUGUCGCCUGGGCGCAGAUGUACUGUGAGCUGAUAAAAACGAGCGUAACGCACGGCUGUGGUCGCGCAUACCCUGUAACCUCACAAGACUGCAUAUGCGCCCCAUAUACUAUCCAAUGUUGCGUGACCAAAGGCAUAUCAUAUACGAAAGCCCACGUACCUUUGCCAUGAUGGUAUGACUACCCAGACAGACCUUAGGCCCCCCACUAAGCGGCACU
Alternaria alternata is the source of this 1229-nucleotide messenger RNA. Its product is annotated as RTA1-domain-containing protein. Bases 1 to 888 code for a protein of 295 amino acids. The record is from RefSeq and is a predicted model, not a curated record. Gene Ontology annotation, cellular component: membrane. The transcript has 3 exons. NCBI's taxonomy places the organism in Eukaryota, Fungi, Ascomycota, Dothideomycetes, Pleosporales, Pleosporaceae.